GCGGCGGGCCGGCGGGCGGGGUCGAGGAGGCGAUGCGGGCGCGGGGCCGGGGGCGCCUGCCCCGGCAGCUGCUGCUGCUGUUGGCGCUCUGCGUGCAGGCGGCGCGGCCCAUGGGCUAUUUCGAGCUGCAGCUGAGCGCGCUGCGGAACGUGAACGGGGAGCUGCUGAGCGGCGCCUGCUGUGACGGCGACGGCCGGACGACGCGCUCGGGGGGCUGCGGCCACGACGAGUGCGACACGUACGUGCGCGUGUGCCUCAAGGAGUACCAGGCCAAGGUGACGCCCACGGGGCCCUGCAGCUACGGCCACGGCGCCACGCCCGUGCUGGGCGGCAACUCCUUCUACCUGCCGCCGGUGGGCGCAGCGGGGGACCGGGCGCGGGCCCGGGCCCGGGCCGGAGGCGACCAGGACCCGGGUCUCGUCGUCAUCCCCUUCCAGUUCGCCUGGCCGCGCUCCUUCACCCUCAUCGUGGAGGCCUGGGACUGGGACAACGACACCACCCCGGAUGAGGAACUGCUGAUCGAGCGGGUGUCGCACGCGGGCAUGAUCAACCCGGAGGACCGCUGGAAGAGCCUGCAUUUCAGCGGCCACGUGGCACACCUGGAGCUGAAGAUCCGUGUGCGCUGCGACGAGAACUACUACAGCGCCACCUGCAACAAGUUCUGCCGGCCCCGCAACGACUUCUUCGGCCACUACACCUGCGACCAGUACGGCAACAAGGCCUGCAUGGACGGCUGGAUGGGCCAGGAGUGCAAGGAGGCCGUGUGUAAGCAAGGAUGUAACCUGCUCCACGGGGGAUGCUCCGUGCCUGGGGAGUGCAGGUGCAGCUAUGGCUGGCAGGGGAGAUUCUGCGAUGAGUGCGUCCCGUACCCGGGCUGCGUGCACGGCAGCUGUGUGGAGCCCUGGCAGUGCAGCUGCGAGACCAACUGGGGCGGCCUGCUCUGCAACAAAGACCUGAACUACUGCGGCAGCCACCACCCCUGUACCAACGGGGGCACAUGCAUCAACGCGGAGCCUGACCAGUACCGCUGUGCCUGCCCCGACGGCUACUCGGGCAAGAACUGCGAGCGGGCCGAGCACGCCUGCGCCUCGAACCCGUGUGCCAACGGGGGCUCUUGUCACGAGGUGCCCUCAGGCUUCGAGUGCCACUGCCCCUCCGGCUGGAGCGGGCCCACCUGUGCGCUUGACAUCGACGAGUGCACCUCCAACCCGUGUGCGGCAGGGGGCACCUGCGUAGACCAGGUGGACGGCUUCGAGUGCAUCUGUCCCGAGCAGUGGGGGGGAGCCACCUGCCAGCUGGACGCCAAUGAGUGUGAAGGGAAGCCGUGCCUUAAUGCUUUUUCUUGCAAAAACCUGAUUGGUGGCUAUUACUGUGAUUGCAUCCCGGGCUGGAAGGGCACCAACUGUCAUAUCAACGUCAACGACUGUGGGGGCCAGUGUCAGCACGGCGGCACCUGCAAGGACCUGGUGAACGGCUACCAGUGCGUGUGCCCACGGGGCUUCGGGGGCCGGCACUGUGAGCGCCAGCUGGACGAAUGUGCCAGCAGCCCCUGCCACGUCGGCCUCUGCGAGGACCUGGUCGACGGCUUCCGCUGCCACUGCCCCCAGGGCUUCUCGGGGCCGCUCUGCGAGGUGGACGUUGACUUCUGCCAGCCGAGCCCCUGCCAGAACGGGGCCCGCUGCUAUAACCUGGAGGGCGACUACUACUGUGCGUGCCCCGAAGAUGUGGGCGGCAAGAACUGCUCCGAGCCCCGGGAGCCGUGCCCUGGGGGGGCCUGCAGAGCGGUCGAUGGCUGCGGGUUCGAGGUGGGGACCAGGGUGGCCCGCGUGGCCCCCACCGGCGUGUGUGGCCCCCAUGGACACUGCAUCAGCCAGCCUGGGGGCAACUUCUCCUGUGUCUGUGACAGCGGCUUCACAGGCACCUACUGCCACGAGAACAUCGACGACUGCCUCGGCCAGCCGUGCCGCAACGGGGGCACCUGCAUCGACGAGGUGGACACCUUCCGCUGCUUCUGCCCCAGCGGCUGGGAGGGCGAGCUCUGCGACACCAAUCCCAACGACUGCCUUCCCGAUCCCUGCCACAGCCGCGGCCGGUGUUACGACCUGGUCAACGACUUCUACUGCGCGUGUGACGAUGGUUGGAAAGGCAAGACCUGCCACUCACGUGAGUUCCAGUGUGACGCCUACACCUGCAGCAACGGUGGCACGUGCUACGACAGCGGCGACACCUUCCGCUGCGCCUGCCCCCCGGGCUGGAAGGGCAGCACCUGCGCGGUCGCUAAGAGCAGCAGCUGCCUGCCCAACCCCUGCGGGAACGGGGGCACCUGUGUGGGCAGCGGGGACUCCUUCUCCUGCAUCUGCCGGGACGGCUGGGAGGGCCGCACCUGCACACACAAUACCAACGACUGCAAUCCCCUGCCUUGCUACAACGGCGGUGUCUGCGUGGACGGCGUCAACUGGUUCCGCUGCGAGUGUGCGCCGGGCUUCGCGGGCCCUGACUGCCGCAUCAACAUUGACGAGUGCCAGUCCUCACCCUGCGCCUACGGGGCCACGUGUGUGGACGAGAUCAACGGCUACCGCUGCAGCUGCCCUCCUGGCCGGGCCGGCCCGCGGUGCCAGGAGGUGACUGUGUUCGGGAGGUCCUGCUGGUCCCAGGGAGUGCCCUUCCCUCAUGGGGGCUCCUGGGUGGAGGACUGUAACAGCUGCCGCUGCCUGGACGGCCGCCGGGCUUGCAGCAAGGUGUGGUGCGGCCGGAAGCCCUGCCUGCUGGCUGGCCGGCCUGACGCCCUGAGCACCCAGUGCCCACCUGGGCAGCGGUGCCAGGAGAAGGCCCCGGGCCAGUGCCUGCAGCCGCCCUGCAUGGCCUGGGGGGAGUGUGGCGCGGAGGAGCCCUUGCUGCCCAGCACCCCUUGCCGGCCGCGCUCCGGCCACCUGGACAACAACUGCGCCCGCCUCACCCUGCACUUCAACCGCGACCAGGUGCCCCAGGGUACCACCGUGGGCGCCGUCUGCUCAGGGAUCCGCGCUCUACCAGCCACGCGGGCGGUGGCCCGGGACCGCCUGCUCGUGCUGCUCUGUGACCGGCCGUCCUCAGAGGCCAGCGCGGUGGAGGUGGCUAUGUCCUUCAGCCCGGCACGCCGCGACCUGCCGGACAGCAGUCUGAUCCAGAGUGCAGCUCGAGCCAUCGUGGCGGCCAUCACCCGACAGGGGAACAGCUCGCUGCUGCUGGCUGUCACCGAGGUCAAGGUGGAGACAGUCGUCGUGGGCAGCUCCUCCACGGGUCUGCUGGUGUCGGUGCUGUGCGGCGUGUUCAGCAUGCUGUGUCUGGUGUGCGUGGCUGUCUGCGUGUGGUGGACCCGCAAGCGCAGGAAAGAGCGAGAGAGGAGCCGGCUGCCGCGGGAGGAGGGCGCCAACAACCAGUGGGCCCCGCUCAACCCCAUCCGCAACCCCAUCGAGCGGCCGGGUGGCCCCAAGGACGUGCUGUUCCCCUGCAAGAACUUCACGCCAGCCCCGCGCAGGGUGGGUGAGGCGCUGCCCGGGCCGGCAGGCAGCAGGGAGGACGAGGAGCCCGGCCGCGGCGAGGACGACGCUCCGGAGGCCGAGAAGUUCCUCUCGCGCAAGUUCACCAAAGACCCCGGCUGCUCGCCUGGGAGGCCGGCCCUCUGGGCCUCAGGCCCUAAGGUGGACAACCGCGCCGUUGGGAGCCUCGGCGCCACGUGCCGUGCCGUCCGGGAGUAGGGCUGCGGCCGCCAGCUGGGCCGGGACCCAGGGCCCCUCGCCGGGUGCCACGCCACCCGCCGGACCACAGGAGGCCGAGGCCGUGUGCGUAGUUCCUUUAUUUUGUGUAAAAAAAAGAA
This is a messenger RNA of Globicephala melas (long-finned pilot whale), 3856 nucleotides long. RefSeq names its product jagged canonical Notch ligand 2 (gene JAG2). Gene Ontology annotation, molecular function: Notch binding; calcium ion binding. Gene Ontology annotation, cellular component: protein-containing complex; plasma membrane. The record is from RefSeq and is a predicted model, not a curated record. Gene Ontology annotation, biological process: multicellular organism development; heterophilic cell-cell adhesion; Notch signaling pathway. Lineage: Eukaryota; Metazoa; Chordata; Mammalia; Artiodactyla; Delphinidae.